Messenger RNA from Pseudo-nitzschia multistriata, 1749 nucleotides. The record is from the annotation of a GenBank genome assembly. NCBI's taxonomy places the organism in Eukaryota, Bacillariophyta, Bacillariophyceae, Bacillariales, Bacillariaceae.
AUACCUGUACUACGUACUGUACGUUUUGUACUACUCGUUCUCGUUCAGGUGCCAAAGGAUACGAUACGUACUACCGUACAGUAUUUUCAAUGGCGCACGAUUGCUUCGCUUCAUCAACAUCRAAAGGAUUUGCUCCGUUGGAAACCGCCUGAGAAACAAACAAAUAAUAUUACCAUCAUAAAUUACGAACAGCUGGAAUGAAACAACACCAUUCACAAGGAGAAAGAAAACAACAAAAACGAAACAUGAUGACAGAAACAAUACAAGAUAUGGUUGCAAAGUGUGCGCCAUGGGAAUCGAACGACGUCGAUUUCAUGGAUCAACAAGAAUAUCUGAUCUCAUUGCUUUCGACUCGGAGAGAGGACUCWAGCAAUMACAGUAACAAUAACAGUGAGGAAUUGUUGCAAAUCGUCGAUCAGUUUUUUGAGAGUCCAGAACACUCGCAGCAAUUASUAGAACUCUGGAWAACAUCCUUCGAUGUAGCYAUCGUUGAAAAUAGUGRUAGUGAUAGCGACACUGGCACUACYACCGCCAUCACAAAGUUGGGAUUGGUAGAUGCAGGUUCCARAAUAGAUGCAACAACGAUUGGCAGCGAAACGCAAUCGGUGUCGUUGRCAGAAGACCCACGCAACAUCAAAGACAAACAGAACCAAAAAACUACCCAGAGGCGCACGACYCGCAACAAGGAUCGGAGCAACCGGAAAAAGAAGUCCCGAUCCCCUCGUGGCAGAAAACCCGAAACAAACCGAACASACCACACCGGCGAGGGACGCGAUGGAAACGAAAACGAAAACGAAAGCCUCCGAGAGGCCGUGUCGAGGAUCCACGAUGCCUCGAACCUCGACCUAGACGAUACCGACGAUUUCGCGACCGCCUGGAGGGAUGCGCAGGAUGCCGGGCGUGUCUGGGGCGGCAGGGGUUACGGCGGCCGCGGGGUCAACCGGGGGCUCGGGACCUACAAGGGCAGGGACGCCGUGGUGGACGGCCUCACCCUCUUCUUCAGCGGGAGAGAGCUCCUCAGCAGAACCCACCUGGUGGUCGCCAACGGUCACCGGUACGGCCUCUGGGGAAAGAACGGGGUCGGAAAGUCCACCCUUCUGCGCAGGAUCGCCACCGGCAGGKUGCCCGGUUGGCCCAUGCACCUCAGCGUCAGGAUGGUCGGGCAGGAGGUCCUSGGUACGAGCAAGACGGUUCGGGAAUGCAUGCUCGGAGUCGAGAGCAUCAAACACGGGAACACCCGAAGAAWGAUGCUAGAGGAGGAACUGGCAAGCAUGGAAACCCAGCUGGCAACACUCGUCGACGAGAACGAUGCCGAGGCCCUCGAGAAGUUGUCCGAACAAAUGUCGGAACUCUACGAGGAGCUAGAAGAUAUCGAACGGACCGAAGUAAAGAAGGAGGAGAGGAAGAACGAGUYGAGUGGCGAGGGAGCUGCCUCGCGACGAAAGUUGUUCGCGGGGUUCGAGGAKUCCGCCGUAGCCAUCCUCAGGGGGCUYGGGUUCGAGGGCUCCAUGCUGGACACCCCYGUCGACCACCUMAGUGGGGGUUGGCGAAUGCGGGUUGCCCUCGCCGAAGCCCUCUAUUUCAAGCCGGAUGUUCUUCUCCUGGACGAGCCGACCAACCAUCUAGACGCCUCGGCCAUUGUGUUUCUCGAAGACCACAUCCUGGAGCACGAUGUCACGCUGGUCGUAGUAUCCCACGACGGGCACUUUCUAGAUGCCGUCUGCACGGACAUGAUCAAGUUCGAAAACC